UAUAACCGAAAAUAAAUCAUCAAUUCCCUGACGAGCAUCACUAUAAAACCUCACCCCAAUCGUAGUUAUAAUCAGUACAUAUUUAAGCUAGCAACAGUAAGAACAGCGAACCGAAGAAUCAACCGAUCGUGAAAAUGAAGGUCAUCAUCGCCCUGUUUGUCGCAAUUGCAGCUGUCUCUGCUGAACCCUGGAAUGGGUGGAAUAAUGGUUGGAACAAUGGACUUAACGUUUGGGGUGAUGGUCUAAGCGGCUGGAACCACGGUCUCAACGGUUGGAAUGGAUGGAACAGCUGGAACGACUGGAGCGCAUACCCCACCUACGCCAAAUCGUGGACCGGUGCUGGGUGGCCAGUCUCAACGGGAUUGUAUGGACGUAAAACCUCUGUUCAAGCUAAUGUCGCCAGGCUCAAUCCGUGGGGAUUACCGUGGGGAACUUACGGAGCCGGAUCGUACGGCUGAUAGAACAACGGACGUUGGGCAGCAGCCCUGGUAAUUGCCACCGCACGGCUAAUUACUGCUAA
Messenger RNA from Topomyia yanbarensis, 520 nucleotides. RefSeq lists its product as uncharacterized. Lineage: Eukaryota; Metazoa; Arthropoda; Insecta; Diptera; Culicidae. The coding region runs from base 135 to 458 and encodes 107 amino acids. The transcript has 2 exons. The record is from RefSeq and is a predicted model, not a curated record.